CUCUGCCUCUGCCGGUCUCUUCCCCAAGCCCCGCUCUCCGUCCAGUCUCCGCAUGCGCAGCUGGCCGGGGGCGGAGCUGCUACAUCCGGGGUCUGCCGGCUUGUGGUCGUUUUGUUUUCUUGGCUGAGACUAGGGGCAAGUGAGGCGGCCUCGCGUGGCGCGACGCCGGGCACCUACCUACUGCACGGCCAGGGCUGGACUGACCUGAAAAAAUGUCUGGAUUUCUAGAAGGCAUGAGAUGCUCAGAAUGCAUUGAUUGGGGAGAAAAGCGCAAUACUAUAGCUUCCAUCGCUGCUGGUAUUCUGUUUUUCACAGGCUGGUGGAUUAUCAUAGAUGCAGCUGUUAAUUAUCCCAAAAUGGAAGACUUCAACCACUCAUACCAUGCCUGUGGAGUGAUAGCUACAAUAGCCUUCCUAAUGAUAAAUGCAGUAUCGAAUGGACAAGUUCGGGGUGAUAGUUACAGUGAAGGUUGUCUGGGUCAAACAGGUGCUCGCAUUUGGCUGUUCAUUGGUUUCAUGCUGGCCUUCGGAUCUCUGAUCGCAUCUAUGUGGAUUCUGUUUGGAGGUUAUGUUGCUAAAGAAAAACCCAUAGUGUAUCCUGGAAUUGCUGUAUUUUUUCAGAAUGCCUUCAUAUUUUUUGGAGGACUGGUGUUUAAGUUUGGCCGCACUGAAGACUUGUGGCAGUGAAAAUAGCAGAGUUCCCGCAGCCUGGCAGCCCUCCGAGGGGUUUUUUACCGCUCACUCCCAGUCUUUUGUAAUGCCAUUUUCUAAACCUACUUCUGAGUGCAGUCUCAGCUUCAAGUUGUGUAAUGCUAAAAUCAUGAGAACCCCCUGUGUAAACAGCAACAGAAUCUCUUGUGGUAUGCACCUAAUUAACUUAUACAAUGUUAAAGGAAAUUGUUUCACAUGAGUAACUUCUGGCAUUUUAUCAUGGUAUAAUUUGUAAAAAUAAAAGUAAAAUACAGAAGAAAUUACAGAUUCAUCAGUGUAUUUGGUCUGAGGUCCAAAACUGCAAUGAAAGUGCCCUGGAGAUUUAAUGUGUUUAUUUCAAUGUGACCUCUUCUCAAAGUGUCAAAUGUAAAAUGAAAUAUGAGCAUUUUCUUGUUUUUGUACAUAGCGUUUGAAAUUGUUUCUCAUUACAUAUCUGCAUUUGGUUUGUAUGAUUUUACCAAAAAUUCCGUGAAAGUUUCAGCAUAUUAGCAUCUGAGGGUCUCCCGAAGGGUGGGUGAACGUGUCAGAAGGAAGAAGCCAUGAUUCAGCCACCAGGCUCCUUGUGUCUCCUCCAUGGGGCUCUCUUCCAUGUGCCAGAGUCAGGGGAGGGGUGUAACUCAGCCGUCACACGGGGGCGCUGCACUCUCAGGUAUGUGUGCCUGCAGCUCCCAGACAGACCACAGGAGGCAUUUUUGGUGAAAAGGAGACAGGAUUUAUUCAAAGCUAGCUUUGGAGGAGAAGCCUCAUGUUGCCACAAAUCUCUGUCGCCCCAUGUCCAGGUGUGCAAGGGCUACUUUUAUAGUAAGGAAGAGUGGGGGAGGGAAUACAGUGAGACAAUAGGUAACUCAAAAAUUGCGUGGUCCUUCCUGGCCUUUUCUUCUCCCUCCCUCCCUUGUAGAAAGAAAACUUGACCUUGACUUCUUACUGCCAAUAUCUGCAUUUUCUGUCCUUUAAUCUGGCCUUAGGAAAGGGCAGGGUGGUUUCCACUCUAGGGCUCAGGAAAGUUCCAGUUUGCCCUGCCAAUUUAUGACUUGACACCUUAGUCUUAUCUAGGUGAUAAAAUUUCUUUGUUGUUUUUACAAUAAACUGGAUUUUAUGCUUUAUUUUAUCUCUGAUCCAAACCACUAAGCUCUGUAGACCAGCAGGGUCUCUUGUAAUUACACACAUUAGCUAGCAGGAACUUUUACAGUCUGUUGCUCUUUGGAACACAUGUCCCCUGAGGCUCCCAACGUUUGCAAAAUAAGGUACACAUACUUCAGAAUUCUGGCUGGAAAUGUCUUUCAUAAAACAGGCUACAAUUAGCCCCAUGAACCACAGCUGUUAUCUGAUGGUUUCAGUAUGUGGGCUCUUCUACCUGAGCCUCCAUUUUCUGCCAUACUGUUGGAUUUUGAAUAUCUUUGGCCGUCAGGACACUAAACAAAGAAGUGACAGUCCUGCUGUCAUCAUCCAUGAAAUUGCUCCUGAAUUUUUUUUUUUUUUUUUGCACAGACCCAUAAAAUGAAAAUUGGAAGAAAUCUCAGUAGUUGAAUUCCAGCAUUUUACACAUAAGAAUAUGUAGACCGUGGAGACUUAAAAUGAUUUCUUCUAGGUCAGUACCAGUGUUUCAGUCAUUCUAAAGCCAUAUAUCUCCCUCUCGCUGGUGACUCCAAGUUCUUUCCCCACCCUGGGACUGGGCUCAGGAAAUGCCAGCUGUUUUAGAAAAUUGCUGGACGAAACACAUGUCUGAAAGGACUAAGUAGAAGUCAAUUCUUAGCUUUUUAAAAUUUUGAAUUAUCUGCUGUGUUGCUGUAGGCAGGAGUUAACAUACUUUAUUAAGCAUGCAAAAAAGAACUUGGCAGUUGGCUCUAGAAUUGAACUGACAGUGUCUGCAAACAAAAAUAUGGGCUCCCCCCUCAACAGAUACCCUUGUUGUUUUUGCUGUCUUCGGCCACCAUGAACUGUUUGUUCUCUGUCAUAUGCCCCCCUUCCUUGGAGUCAUCUGAUUGUAGAUUGAAACCUCUUCAAAUUGUGAACUAAAUAAACCUUUUUCCCUUUA
Messenger RNA from Cavia porcellus (domestic guinea pig), 2745 nucleotides. It is a transcript of the gene Tmem50a, whose product is annotated as transmembrane protein 50A. The transcript has 7 exons. NCBI's taxonomy places the organism in Eukaryota, Metazoa, Chordata, Mammalia, Rodentia, Caviidae. The record is from RefSeq and is a predicted model, not a curated record. Gene Ontology annotation, biological process: protein targeting to vacuole; late endosome to vacuole transport via multivesicular body sorting pathway. The coding region runs from base 213 to 686 and encodes 157 amino acids.